AGAGAAAGAGGGAGAGGGAGAGAAAGUGUCAUUAGUACUAUUCCCUAAAAAAUUACACACGCCAGAAUUUAAAACGGUUUGGUUAUGUUAACACGAUCUUAACCCACGGAUGAAACCAUGCAGAAGAUAAGAUAUGAUAAGAUUCUCUCUCUCUCUCUCCUUGAGCGAAUUUGUGUCUCUCCAUAGUACAUCAGUCGAUUAGUGUAACUUCCAUUCUUGUCGUUGGGUGUUGUACGACUAUACCCGGUCCGAGUUUUGGGGACUGGUCGCUGGAGUUGAACAGUUGAGCUAGUACUAGUCGUCUUCAUGCCCUGCCAGUGGGCACCGGCCGGGCACAACUGAAGGCAAGAAGUGUAUAGUGUCAUAGAAAUGUCCUUGGACUUAUUAUAGAAAGUAAAAGAAACUUCUGCUUUCACCAAAGAUAGACUAUAAUCAACUUGCAUUCGUCUUCAAGGUGCGAAGAGGUUAAAGGAAGAAGGAACAGCGCUGGUUCACCAUGGACGUGGGGCCACCAAGCAUGAAUGAAGAGGAGGUCUAUGUUGUUCGUCCAGCGUUGACCGUCGAGCAAAGAUGUCAGAAGUACAGCUAUACACCGAAAACGAAUCUGGGACUGAAGGAAGCUGUGCUCACGAAGACCCGCGAAUACUGCACGUGUUCGAGGGGAAGGCUGUGGGCCUGGUGCCAGGCACGGGUGCCAAUCCUCCACUGGCUCCCGAAUUACCCAAUCAGGAGCGCCCUUUUGGGUGACGUCAUCGCUGGAAUCACUGUUGCCAUAAUGCACAUUCCACAAGGCAUGGCGUAUUCACUGCUUGCAAACCUUCCGCCCAUCACCGGAUUGUACAUGGCCUUCUUUCCUGUCCUCAUGUACGUCUUCUUGGGAACUUCAGGUCACAUCUCAAUGGGAACUUACGCCAUAGGCUCUCUCAUGAUGAGCAAGGUGGUGACGGAGUUAUCGUCCGAUGACAUGGAGAGUCACCAGCUACCGGAAGGAACCCCAAAUGCCACGUCUACCCACACAGCCCAACAAGUUUCCGCUGUCUUGGGCUUCGUGGUUGGAAUCUGGGAGGUCGCCUUCGGGCUGCUGAAUUUCGGAGAGGUGUUGAACGUGAUCUUGUCCGACAUGCUCAUCUCAGGCUUCACCACCUCCGUCGGCUUCCACGUGUUGACCUCCCAGGUCAAAUCCCUCCUGGGCAUUCCCGGGAUCAAGUCGCGCUACGGACCCUUGAAAAUCAUCUACACUUACAUUGACAUCCUCAGUAACAUCCGCCUGGCCAAAGUCGCAGUGGUAUUAAUCUCCCUGGUCUGCAUAGCCAUGCUGGUCGUCAACAAUGAAAUACUGAAACCCAGAGUCCAGAAGUACACGAAGCUCCCUAUCCCGAUGGAACUGAUCGUGGUGGUCCUCGGAACGGUGGCAUCCUAUUACGGCGACUUCCACGAGAAAUACGACGUCAGGGUUGUCGGCGAGGUUCCUACAGGGCUUCCAAGUCCGUCUCUUCCACCUUUCGAAAUACUGCCGGACGUUCUGGUCACUGGACUCAUCAUAGGCGUCGUGGGGUACACGUCUUCCUUCUCCAUGGCGAAGAUAUUCUGCAAGAGGCACGGGUACACCAUAGACGGCACGCAGGAGUUUUAUGCCCACGGAGCGAGCAACGUCUUCGGGUCCUUCUUCUCCUGCGGGCCCAUCGCAGCCUCGCUGUCUCGCUCCCUGAUCCAAGAAGCCGUUGGCAGCGUGACUCUCCUGACGGCGUUCAUCUCCUGUGUCUUCAUCCUUCUCAUCCUCCUCUUCAUAGGGCCGCUCUUCGAGGCGCUGCCCAAUUGCGUCCUUUCGUCCAUCAUCGUGGUGUCCCUCAAGGGGCUCUUCCUGCAGAUGAAGGAACUGAAGACGCUGUGGGCGCUCUCCCGCUCCGACGCCUUCAUCUGGCUGGCGACCUUCAGCGGCUCCGUCAUCCUGGACAUCGACUAUGGGCUGCUGGUGGGCGUUUUGGCCUCCCUGUUGGUCCUGCUACUCAAAUCCCAGAGGCCCCACACGGCCUGUCUCGGGCAGAUCCCCAACACUGAUUUGUACCUGGAUGUCUCCCUGUACCCGCAGGUGUGUUAUGUGGAUUCGAAUCUUCAAGUUGUGCGGUUCAUUGCACUUCGCCAACGCCGUCUCCUUCAAGGAGAGGUUCCUCAGCAAGACGGGCCUCGAAUGGGUGCUGUCGAGCGCUUCCAAAAAGGAAUCAACGCGGCUCCCGUGAAGAAUUCCAACCCGCCUCCAGCUGGGGAGUCGAACGCUCCUGCCGCUGAGGAUGCGAGCACAUCGGCAAAGGAUCUGAAGGCCCCUUUAGCGGAGGACUCUAACGCAGUUUCCGAGGAGGACGUGUCGUCUGACGUAGAAAUUAAUAAUGACGCAAAAAAAUCAGGACUCCCUACCAUUACCCACGAAAACGACCGUACCAGGCCAGAGCAGGUAACGGCAGAGGACACGAAGGCUAAUGGGGGAGCCAAUAAGGAGAGUGCGGACAGUCUCAUGGGAGCCACAACCACUAGGAGAAGAAGAACAAGCCGGGAGGAGAGAAAUACAUCGGCUGCAGUCAUCGCUGUUUACGACGUGGAGUGGGCCAUUCUGGAACUGAGUGGGGUCAGUUUCGUGGACGUCUCCGGCUGCAAGUGCCUGACACAAUUGCACAAGGAACUCCAGGAAGUGGGCAUCACGCUCUGCAUAUCAGGAGCAACGGAUCGAGUGCUGGAAAUGCUGGAACGGUGUGGCACGGAGAAGGCCUUGGGGCGAGAGCGCUUCUUCCACUCGACCCACGACGCCGUCACAGUCAUUACCCGAAAAGUCAAUUCGGCUCCAUAACAAAUACCAUUUUCUAAAUUCUGUAAUUAAAAUAUUAAAUAUUA
Molecule: messenger RNA, 2883 nt
Organism: Macrobrachium nipponense
Lineage: Eukaryota; Metazoa; Arthropoda; Malacostraca; Decapoda; Palaemonidae
Product: prestin-like
Biological process (GO): transmembrane transport
Cellular component (GO): plasma membrane
Molecular function (GO): sulfate transmembrane transporter activity; chloride transmembrane transporter activity; bicarbonate transmembrane transporter activity
Source: RefSeq, a predicted model, not a curated record